Messenger RNA from Octopus bimaculoides (California two-spot octopus), 923 nucleotides. RefSeq names its product mRNA turnover protein 4 homolog. Gene Ontology annotation, biological process: ribosomal large subunit assembly; rRNA processing; ribosomal large subunit biogenesis. Gene Ontology annotation, molecular function: RNA binding. Gene Ontology annotation, cellular component: nucleolus; preribosome, large subunit precursor. The record is from RefSeq and is a predicted model, not a curated record. Lineage: Eukaryota; Metazoa; Mollusca; Cephalopoda; Octopoda; Octopodidae.
AUAAAUACCGGAAUAUAUAAUUUUCUUAGAAUAUAGUAAUGUUUUCUAAAAAAACUUGUACAUUCCAUCAUCCCUUUCAAAUUAGUCUAACUUCCGGUUCCGUUAGUCCAUGUGCGAUUCAGAAGUAACACGUCAAAAAUGCCGAAGUCAAAACGUGACAAGAAAAUUUCUUUGACCCGGACCGUCAAGAAAGGUUUAGAAGGAAAACAACAACUUAUACAAAAUAUUCAGGAUUCUGUGGAUAAAUAUGCAAGAAUUUUUAUUUUUUCUGUUGAAAACAUGAGAAAUGUUCAACUAAAGACCAUCCGUUAUGAGUGGCGACAUAGCAGAUUUUUCUUUGGCAAAAACAAAGUAAUGGCAUUAGCCUUAGGGAAAUCUAUUGAAACUGAGUACCGUGAAAAUUUACACAAAUUGAGUGCUCAGCUGAGAGGUCAGGCAGGACUUUUGUUCACUAACAAAACAAAAGAGGAAGUCUUGAAAUACUUUAAUGAAUUUUAUGCUCCUGAUUUUGCUCGAUCUGGAAACAUUGCCACACAAGAUGUUGACAUAGAUGCAGGGCCUUUGACAAAUUUUUCUCAUUCCAUGGAACCACAGUUGAGACAACUUGGACUUCCGACUAGUCUUAAUAGAGGUGUUAUUACCUUGACUAAAGAUUAUCAAGUCUGUAAACAAGGAGAGAAAUUAUCUCCAGAACAAAGCAGAAUCUUGAAAUUAUUUGGUAAUAUGAUGGCUGAAUUCCGAAUCACAAUGGAAGGAAUGUGGUCAAAUGAUGGUUCCUGGGAAGUUUUUACCACGACCAAGUCUUUGAACCAAACUGCUGAUCCACAGAAAGAUGAAGAGGAAAUUGAGGACUCUUAGCACAAGCAAUAUUUUUCUGUAAUGACUAUAGUAUUGUGUAAAUAAAAUUUAUACUUAAAUGAUAA